This is a messenger RNA of Fomitiporia mediterranea MF3/22, 1575 nucleotides long. RefSeq lists its product as uncharacterized. The record is from RefSeq and is a predicted model, not a curated record. The coding region runs from base 1 to 1575 and encodes 524 amino acids. The transcript is spliced from 2 exons. Lineage: Eukaryota; Fungi; Basidiomycota; Agaricomycetes; Hymenochaetales; Hymenochaetaceae.
AUGUCUCAUCCUCCUGAUUCUCAGUCAGUUAACGCUGAAGUGGUCACUCAAGAGCAACCGAGUGAACCAUCUGUGAAAAACAAUAAAAACAAUGAUACUCUACCUUUCGAUAUCCUCUGCGAGAUUCUCGCUCAAGCAGGACAGAUGUCAUGGAGGGAAUCACCACUUUGGGGGACCGAACGGUUGGAAUCCUUUGACGAGAGCUUGACGCCGUCGUAUUUUGAGGAAACUAUUCACGAUUCUUGUUUGUCGCGUGUUGAACCCAUGCUAGUGCCGAUACGCCUUUCGCAAGUUUGCCGGAGCUGGAACUACGCAGCAAUAGCAUGUCCAGCUGUAUGGGCGAACAUCGACGUCCCCUUUGGAGGUAGGGAGGACAAGAAACGAGCUGAAUGGUACAUAAAAGCCGUCGAUAAUUGUAUCCAGAGGUCCAAAGCUGCUCCACUUAGUUUAUCGUUUAGUUGCGCUUGCUAUCACGAGACACGGGGUGCCAAACCGAUUCGUGACGCUGUGGAGCGCGUUCUGAAGAAGUUACUUAAUCAUCAGCAUCGGUGGAGACAAGCUUAUUUCACUUUCGGUGAAUGGAAAGCUAGCAGUGCAACAACAAUCGAGCUUCUUGACGUACCUCUUUUGGAAACGUUCUCCAUUUGUUGGAGAGCAUCUCUUCCGAGCGCAAGACAAAUAUAUAUUGAUACUUCGCAUUCUCCAAAGCUGAGAUCUCUGCACAUCGGUGGCCUUCCUCAUAUUGAAACUAGCGACGGGAAUUUAUCCAGCGUGACGGAGUUGACAUACCCCGAGGAUUCUGGAUACCAACACGGGAGAGUUCCUCUCCUCGAAAUUAUCCAACAGGUGCCGAAUUUGGAAUCUCUGACGUUCUUGUUCUUUCAAGGGCUAGAAGGGCAUGAAAAUCUGCAGUACCCUCCGACAUCAUUAUAUAAACUCCACACUCUUGAAUUUGACACCUCUAAGUCUUCUGCAUUUAUCAUCAGUAAACUAAUCUUACCAACACUGCAGCGCUUAAUUUGUCACCAGGACAAAUACAGUGCACACAUUCAGAGCUGGAGGUCUUUAAACACGUUUCGGCAGCCCCUCCCUUCUGUCGAAUACCUGGAUGUCAUUGGUUUCGAGAUUGUCGACUACAACCUCGCUCCGUUUAUUGAACUCCUUCCCAAUCUGAAAUCUCUUCGCAUGAUAGGCAUACAUACAUCCACCUGCAUAGGCAUUUCGCCGGAUUUCUUCGACGUGCUGUCCAUGACGAGACAUCCAGAAGUUAUUUCCCGCCUCGGAAUGUCAGCUCAAUUCUGUGUCCCAAUCUCACGGAACUUUGUCUCAAAAAUCAUUACUAUAUGUGGGAUGCAGAAUGUGCGCUGCAAAGCACUCGACCUAGUAGCUUCUGUCGCAUGCUGUAUCAACGAUGACGAUGCUCAUGUAAUAGACCAGCAUUUCUAUGUCCCUUUCGCUGGCAUUGAUCGCAAAGAGGUGCUCGAGACAUUCAAGCGCGCGUCCCAGUUGCUCAUUCGAUUCAUGAAGCGUAGUGAAUUUGCUUUUGACCCUAUUCAGAUUGCCGCUGAAGCUUAG